Dermacentor andersoni is the source of this 2016-nucleotide messenger RNA. Its product is annotated as monocarboxylate transporter 13-like. The record is from RefSeq and is a predicted model, not a curated record. Gene Ontology annotation, molecular function: monocarboxylic acid transmembrane transporter activity. Gene Ontology annotation, biological process: transmembrane transport. NCBI's taxonomy places the organism in Eukaryota, Metazoa, Arthropoda, Arachnida, Ixodida, Ixodidae.
GCUGUGCUUGCCAAGGGCGCGUGCGCUCCUGGCCUGCACGUGCGUAAGCAGCGGCAGAGCGAGCACUCCAUGCCGCUGGGCGCGUGUUGCGCAGAAGGCGUCAUUCACUGCGGCGCGGCAGCCUCCGGAGCCACGCGUGACUGUCUUGGCGCACGCGCCCAUGUCGUAGCAGCGAGCUCGGGCCCCGAUGCGCUCCCCUCCUUUGCGCCGACGCUGGCCGGAGAUAACGGCUCCCCGAGAACAACCACUGCCCAUGCAGGUCAUCAUCCGAUGUUGAAGUGCGAUGGGUGCACGGUUAAAGAAUACGGAAGGACGUCAAACUUCUCAGUUCUUCAUCCGUUGCUAUUGACAGACCUUGGGCAUCACUGACCAGCGACAGCGAUGGCCAAGCCGCAGACCAGCGGAGCAGCCCGCAAGGCGGUGCGCGAGGGCCCGGACUCCGCGAGGGCCUGGUACCUGGGCGUCUUCUGCACCAUGUACGCAUUCUUCGGCUGGGUGGGCCUCAGCUCCACGCCCGUCCUCUACGUGGGGCUCAUCAAGCAUUCGGGAGCGUCCAGAGAGGCUGCGUCGCAGCCUUUCACGGCCAUGAUGUGCGCGUACUUCACUGGAAGCGUCCUGUACGGUGGGCUGGCCCACUGGUUCAACGAACAGAAGCUGCUGUUCGCAGCCGCCGUCAUCAUUUCGUCGACGCUGUUUGCGAGCUACUUCAUCGUCAACAUCACAGUUCUGACGGUUGUCCUGGGUGUGAUCCACGGUCUGGGCGUGGCCUCGGUUGGUGUGGUGGUGGGCGCCCUGCUGUCGCAGUACUUCAUCAAGUAUCGGGCCACGGCGUUCGCGCUCAUGUCGGUCACGCUGAGCCUGACGGGCGUCGUGUUCCCACCCGUGGCGUCCUACUUCGUCACCGAGUACGGCUUUUCCACGUCGCUGCUGCUGCUGGGUGCCCUGUCGCUGCACCUGUUCCUCUGCUGCCUGCCCCUGGCACCGCAGCCGUGGCAGCGAGAGCAGGCGCCGCGGCCGCCGCCGCCGCCCACUACGCUGACCGGCCACAAAACUCCCGCGGUGCGGGAAAAUACAAAUGGUCACAUCGUGAAGCAAGAAAACACAAAACAAGAUACUCCCAAAAGCACACUUAUAUUCAAAAAGAUGCGGCCAUUCCUGCAAGGCAUCUUCCCGAUAUGCUGCACGACUAACGCAUGCGGAUGCUUCGCCAUCUUCACCUACACACUAACUAUAGUGGACUUCGCACACGACUGCGGCUUUCAAGGCUACCAGGCCGCCAUGUUGAUGACAGCUAUGUCUGUGGGCUGGGCGGUGGCCAGCGUGGCACUUGCGCCGGCCGUCGACGCGGGGCUAACCAGCAAGGAGACGGUGGUCUUCACCAGCUUCGUGGUGCAAGGCGUCGGCUUCGUGUUUAUGGCGGUGCUGGGCGAACACUACGCGUGGCUCGUGACCGGCAGCAUUCUGGUCGGCUGGGGUCAAGGCAGCCGAGGCUUUCUGCUCUUCGUGUUCGUGCCCGAGCGCUUCCCCAAGGGACAGAUUCCAUUGGCCUUCGCGCUCAUGAGUCUUUCGUGCACGCUACCCUUCUUCGCGCGGGCGCCCAUCAUCGGUUACGUUCGGGACACGCUGGGCAGCUACUUCAUGCUCAUGGUGGGCCUGGCCGCCAUGCAGGUCGUGCUGGCCGUGUGCUGGGGCGCGCUGGCUCUGCUCAAGUGGAGGCACCGGACGGCGAAGCUGCGCAUAGCCCUCGCAUUUGCCUGACGCACUCCUGCGAGGUGUCAUGUAUUGUAGUAGCCGCGACCAUCGUGUCGGUUGUUCGGACUGUACGCCGAAAGCCAUUCCGCGCCGAGGCCUUGCGCGGUGUCGCAUGGCUCAAGGGCCUCCGACACCGGCAAAGAAGAAAGCGCAAGGAUGGAAGAGGGACGAGAAGAAAAGGGGGAGAAAAACGGGAAAAAAAAUCGCGACGACGAGAGGCUCCAGGUCAUGCUACAAAGUUUGCAAUAAACAUUGGUUGCACUC